UAUUCCUCUUUCUAAUCAUCUUAUUCAUCCACAACAAAGACGGCUUUUAUUUCAAACCGUGAAUACAACGAGCAGAAGACACAGGGUGCAGGUGCCAUGUGUUCUUUAUUUGACGGCUGCGCGGCUCGAGUCUGGAGUUACGUCGCUUUCAUGAAUGAAAGGGCACAAGGCAGAAGUAAGACAUGUCUUAACUGAAAGCAGUCGAACAAAGAUGAAGGGAUCCAGCUCCAGAUGGGCCUUCAUGCUGGGCUUCCUGGUUGGUUCGUGCUGCGUAUAUUUAUACCUGCGCCAGGUGUGGUUCGAGAGGAGCUACCCUGUGCUGACUGAGGCCCAGGAGAAAGGAACAAUCUUCAAAGAUAAACUGACCAACUGGAAGAAACAUGGCUCGGCACUUGUCAACCAUAUACAUCCUCAUCAUACAGGGGAGGAUAGCCAGGUUGCAGAUGCCUUAUACAAGAAAGUCCGAGUCCUCUGCUGGGUAAUGACUGGCCCUUCAAAUUUGGAGAUCCGAGCACGUCAUGUCAGAGCCACCUGGAGCCGCCACUGUAACCUGGUGGUUUUCAUGAGCUCUCAAGAGGACAGUGACUUUCCCACUGUGGGCCUUGGCACCAAGGAGGGCCGCGACCAACUCUACUGGAAAACCAUCCGUGCUUUCCAUUAUGUCCACCAGCACCAUUUAAAUGAUGCAGACUGGUUCCUCAAAGCUGACGAUGACACUUUUGUGAAUGUGGACAACUUGCGCUGGCUUUUGUCCAAUCACACUCCAGAAGAACCUGUAUAUUUUGGCAAACGCUUUAAACCUUACACCAAACAGGGCUACAUGAGCGGAGGGGCAGGGUACGUGCUCAGUAAAGAGGCCCUGCAGAGGUUUGUGGAGGGGUUUCGGACUAAAGUUUGUACACAUACCACUCCUGUAGAGGACCUUGCCCUAGGACAGUGCUUAGAAAGGAUGGGAGUCAUGGCAGGGGAUUCCAGAGACACUUUGCAGAGAGAGACAUUUCAUCCCUUUGUACCGGAGCAUCAUUUAACAGGAAAAUUCUCCAAGAGCUUUUGGUACUGGAGCUACUGCUACUACCAAAUUGUUGAGGGUCCCCAGUGCUGCUCUGACCUAGCUGUGUCAUUUCAUUAUGUGGAUGCAGAGCUCAUGUACACACUGGAGUACUACACUUACCACCUGAGGGCGUAUGGAUACAAGCCUCGGUAUAGACCUCCCCUUCGCCGUGGUCUCCUCCCCACCUCCUCACUCUCCCACACGCCCACUGUUCCACCUGCUCAUGAAAGCACGAAUGGGAUGACAGACCAGAGAAACCUCACGACAGCAGACCACAUCCUCAGUAUGAACCAAACCACAACAAAAAACGAGGAAACUAGUCCAAAAUAUAGACAUAAUGAGAAUGCAACAACUACUUUAACACAAGAAACGCAACAUUGAUUAUGCUGUGACUGUAUUUACAAAGAAAGAAAGGACAAUUACUAAAUUGAUGUGAUUUGGACUUCAACUGUCAACUCUUAUGGAAAAGUUUUUUAUAGUCUAAUUUGACUAUUUUUUAACUAUAUUUUAUUGUACAAAAAUCACAGUGCCUAUUUCAGCUUUUAACAGCAACUAGGUCUUUCUAAUCCACUAAUCAAUCAAAGGAAAAAAUAUUGAGGCAACAAUGGGUUAUUCCAGUUUGUUUUAUUAAACUUGUUUUAUUAAAAUGCACAGCAGGCAUUGAAGCACACUGUUUUUAAAAAGCCAUGAGUGCAUUUUGAGAAAUGUUUUUAUUUGACUUUGAGGUGACA
Molecule: messenger RNA, 1782 nt
Organism: Boleophthalmus pectinirostris (great blue-spotted mudskipper)
Lineage: Eukaryota; Metazoa; Chordata; Actinopteri; Gobiiformes; Gobiidae
Gene: c1galt1la
Product: core 1 synthase, glycoprotein-N-acetylgalactosamine 3-beta-galactosyltransferase 1, like a
Cellular component (GO): membrane
Molecular function (GO): N-acetylgalactosaminide beta-1,3-galactosyltransferase activity
Source: RefSeq, a predicted model, not a curated record